Messenger RNA from Cylas formicarius (sweet potato weevil), 1994 nucleotides. RefSeq names its product cystathionine beta-synthase. NCBI's taxonomy places the organism in Eukaryota, Metazoa, Arthropoda, Insecta, Coleoptera, Brentidae. The transcript has 10 exons. Gene Ontology annotation, molecular function: cystathionine beta-synthase activity; cysteine synthase activity. The coding region runs from base 304 to 1908 and encodes 534 amino acids. Gene Ontology annotation, cellular component: cytoplasm. The record is from RefSeq and is a predicted model, not a curated record.
UAUCGAUAUCGAAUAUUUCUCUUAUCCAAAUCGAGACAACAAAGAUUGUCGAUAUAAUUAACUCAGUUUUUUUUCUUGAUGAGUUGUGGGUUAACCUCUUAACCCCAAAUAUUUAUGCCCGCAAAAAGAAUACCUAUGUGCUCCACAUUAUUAUCUGUUUAAAAACAUUUUGUAACACGAAAACAAAGUAUAGAAAUCGUAUCAUGAGAUAAAUUACGAAAGAGACGAUAAAAUAAGAAGUGGUAUUCGUACAGAUACGAUCUGACAGUCUAAACUCUAAAGGUGCGGUGCAUUCUUCGAAAAAUGGGCAAAAACAAACCAGAAAACGGCACGGGCAACAAUCAAAAGCCGAAACAAUUCAAACAAAACGGGGUACCGGUUUUUCAUUCGCCUUUGAACGAUUGCAUUGCGCCUCCCGAUAAGAAAUCAAAUUGCACGUGGUCCCGAAAUAAAGAACAAGCGAACCCCCACACCACACAAGAUUGGAGACGCACAGAGAAAAUCUUGCCAGACGCUUUGCACGCAAUUGGGAACACUCCUUUAAUUAAAUUAGGCAAAAUCCCACAAGCCGAAGGCCUCAAAUGCAACUUAUAUGUAAAGUGCGAGUUUUUCAACCCGGGAGGUUCCAUUAAAGAUCGUAUCGCCUAUAGGAUCGUCGAAGAUGCGGAGAAACAGGGUCUGCUUAAACCUGGUUCUACCAUUAUCGAACCGUCCUCAGGAAAUACAGGCAUCGGGUUGGCCCUGGCCGCCGCGGUUAAAGGCUAUCGCUGCGUUAUCGUUAUGUCCGAAAAAAUGUCCAACGAAAAAGUGUCGGUGCUGAAAGCCCUCGGCGCUGAGAUCAUCAGGACGCCUGUCGAUGCCGACUCGACGUCUCCUGAUGGUAUGUUCGGGAUGACCUAUAAAUUAAAACGCGAAAUUCCAAACUCGGUGAUUCUAGAUCAGUAUUCGAAUCCGGGCAACCCUCUGGCCCACUACGACACCACGGCUGAGGAAAUUUACGAACAGUGCGACAAAAAAGUCGAUAUGAUUGUGGUUGGUGCUGGAACGGGCGGGACGAUAUGCGGUAUCGGUAGAAAAAUUAAAGAAAUCUCACCGGAAACCAGGGUCGUGGGGGUCGACCCGGAAGGGUCGAUUUUAGCAGUGCCCGACACUUUAAACCAGACUGAUGUGUCAUUUUACGAAGUGGAAGGGAUAGGUUACGAUUUUAUCCCUACUGUUUUGGAUCGAUCUGUGGUUGACUUAUGGAUCAAAACCGUGGAUCAAGAUUCGUUGCCGAUGGCGCGCAGGUUGAUCAGGGAAGAGGGCUUGCUGUGCGGCUCGAGCAGUGGAGCAGCCGUGUGGGCCGCCGUACAGGCUGCCAAAGACUUGAAAGAAGGCACCAACGUCGUUGUAAUACUGCCGGACAGUAUCCGCAACUACAUCACCAAGUUCGUGUCCGACCAGUGGAUGGAGGCAAGAGGUUUCCUGCCUUGUGUCAACACCGAAAACCACUGGUGGUGGAACUUGGGCGUCGACAAGCUGAGCCUGCAACCGUUGGACCCGGCGCUCCCAAACAUGGUGUGCUUCCGGGCGAUGCAGUUCAUGAAGAAGUUCGGAGGCGACCAAUUGCCCGUGGUCGAUGAUAAAGGGGGUUCCAGGGGUAUCGUGGGUGUGGUUACGAUGCAGCGGCUGCUGGCUGCUUUCAAUUCCAAAACUGUGGACGAGAACGAUCCUAUCGAGAAGAUCAUGGCUAGGGUCUACCCUAGGCUUUAUAAGGGGGCAAGUUUGGGUUUGAUUUCAAGGGUUUUGGAGACGGAGCAAUAUGUUUUGCUAAUUGAGGAGGGGCAGGGUUCCGUAGCUGAGAAACCUGUGGGCAUAGUGACUGCAGUCGAUCUCUUGCAGUUCACGUUGAAACCACCCGCAAAGUGAAGGUUUUUGUCUAUUGGAUUUAAUACAUCAAGCCAAUACAUCGCGCAAGUACCCAUUUUGGCAAUUAAAACCAUUUCCCGUUUAAA